CAUGCUGGAUUAUAGCUCGUCCUAUCGUCCAAAGGCAAGAAUGUUUCUGAAGUCAAGACUAGGGCGUCGGGCCCCUCCCACUCUCCAGUUCAUUCUUGCCUUUCGUCCCUGCAAGAUCUUUAGCUAGUGACUAGAUAAGUUUUUUGUCUUUGUGUGAUAGAGGGUGGAGUUUUGUGUACGUUGUUUCGUCUCGUUCCUUCCCUUUGUCUCAUCCCUUACCACGGUUUGUGUGUUGUGUGUCAAUUUCCUUGUCAAUUUCUUGUUUUCCCGGGGGUGUGUUUUUUACUCCCAAACUACAGAGACCGCGGCUGCGGUCUCUUUCCCCAGCGGGGCCAGGAGCUGCGGCGGCAGCCUCCACCCCCCCUUUUUUGUUCUACCGAUCCUCCUUUUGUGCCCUGACGAUUAGGAGCCCGCGGCUGUGGCUUCUUUCGUACUUUAUUUUCUCCGGUCCUUUUGCCAUUUCCCCUUGUGCCUUGACGAUCGGGAGCCUGCGGCUGCGGCUCCCUUCAUCGUUCAUUUUUACGGGCGGCGCUUCCUUCGCCCGUCAGGAGCCGAUGUCUGCGGCUCUUUGCCUUCCCCUUUUUUAGCGACUUCUCUUGUUUGGGCUGCCUUGUCUCUCUCGAUCAUCUGCGGCGCUUGGUUCCUCGCGGAGUCAGUCCCUUCAGCCCGCGGCUGCGGCUUGCCUGUUGGCCGAUUCUCUUCGGCUUCGGGAAGUCCGCUAGCUGUCCUGCCUCCUUCACGAAGUCUUUUUCCAGGCUAAUUUUUUCAGCCGCGAUUACCUUCUUAGUCCUGCGGCUGUAUUUCUACCGUGGGCGGUUCCAUUUUUACAGUUAAAAUUUUUUCCCACCUUGCUCAUUUCUUCAUACAACGGUUGUUGCUGGGCAAAGUAUCCGUCAUUUUUGUUCGAAUUUUCCCGCUCUUUUUACGGGCGCCAUUUUAGUGGCCGUUUUUUCCCGUCCCUUUUGAGAACCCACUAGUAUUACAAAAGGGGAUUUUUUCCUUCACGGGUUGGGGUUUGCAGAGCCCAGGUUCUUGUCAGCUCCCUCUGUGUGAUCUGCUCCCUGUUUAUGUGCUGCAGAUAGGAUUUUUACCUCUACAUAAGUUCCUUUACCAACCCCAUCUCUGAGGCUGACCCUGGCAACCACUGGGUUACUGUGGCUUUCUACAAUCACUGCAACUACUGUGCACAUGUGACUUUUCAUCAAAUUUACUAAUACUGCCAUAACAGUGCACCAGGCCACCUGUUAGUGCGCAAGACUAUUGAAAAUAUACAAAGCUAUUUGGACUAUACUGUGCAAGUUGUGCAAUAUCACCUUUCCUCCAAGUGUACAUUCUGCCCCAUCGUGACAGUGUACCUACCAUCAGCCAGUGCAUUCUGCCCCAGUCGUGUGCCGUGUACUGUGCAUGUUCUAAGACUGUUCAUAGCGUACAUUCUGCCCCAUCGUGGCAGUGUACUUUGCCAUCUGCCAGUGCAUUCUGCCCCAGUCGUGUGCUGUGUACUGUGCCUGCCCGGGUCUGUGCAUUCUGCCCCAGUCGUGUGCCGUGUACAGCUACCCUUAUUAUCUAUAUGAUGGCAGAACAGCCAGAGACAACCCAGGCAACCAAGCCGAUACAACAGCCUGUGACAAACCAGAUGACCAAGCCUAAACCUCCUAAGGCGGUCAAACAUAAGCACUCUAAAGCGGUUGCCAAAACCAAACAUCUUAGCCACAGCACAAUCAAGCGGCCCCGCUAUGUCUCUGUUCCAGUGCCAGAGGACUCAAAUCAUGCACAGUUAACUACUCUCUUUCAUUCUCCUGCGGCUUCCUCUGAUGAGGAGGACUUUCCUGGAUUUCCUGUACAGCCAAUGUCCAGCCAACCCAGAGCUUGCUCUUCUUCACUACCUGUGGGGCCGUCUACAGUUCCGCCUAUCCAAGAGCAACCAUCUACAUCUCCGGGACUACAGCUUUCCCACGAGUUCAUUACACAACUUCAGGGCAUGCUGUCCUUUUUUACUCAGGGUCAAUCAUCUUCACAACCUCCCGCUAUCCCUCAACACAGCGGGGUUGAAAGUGUACACAGUGAGACAAACCCAUCAGGUUCUCCAGACCCAUUUGACGUUACCAGGGGCAGGUUCGUUGAUGACGCCUCUUUUGAUGCAGAGCCCGCAUUCGCGCUGCAAGACCAAGCAGACGAGUGGAGUGACCAUUUGGAACCAGAGCCAGAAACCUCCUAUCGCCUCUUCGACUCUUCAGAUUACCAGCCCCUGGCGCGCAGAGUCUUGAACGCCCUUGGUCUUCAAUCCACUCCAACUGCAGCUUCCACUCCCGCUUUAAAAGGGGCCAGGGUCUUGAAAUCCCCUACGCCAGCUGAAAACUUCCUCCCUGUCCCAGACCCCAUCGCUAAACUGGCCAAGGACGAAUGGUCCCACCCCUUACAGGCACGCCGAUUUAAUAACAUUGCGGACAGACUUUAUCCUUUGGCCCCGGACUUUUCUACCAGACUGGCUGUCCCUAACAUCGACGAGCCUAUUUCCAGUUUAGUUUCCAGGUCCCUCUUGCCGAGGGAAGGGGACUCUCAUCUAAAGGAUGCCACUGAACGGAGACUGGACUUUGCUUUACGCAAGACCCAUGAGGCCAUCGCCUUUUCCAUGCGUGCAUCCACAUUUGCCUCUAUUUUCACCAGGGCAGCGAUGAUGUGGUUAGACGACCUCAUCGAGGACCACAAUCCAGAUCCUGCCUCCCUGCGCAGAUCGCUACUAAAACUGCGUAAAACAGCUGCUUUCGUGGCCGACGCCACCUUGGACGCGAAUCAACUAGCAGCACGCGCCCUGGCGGCUCAGAUCGUUGCCAGAUGGACCCUCUGGCUUCGUCACUGGCAGGCUGACUCUACUGCCAGAGUUAAUCUUUCACGAGCACCUUAUGCAGGCUCAUUACUUUUCGGGGAAGAGGCAUUAAGGGCAGUGCUUGUCGACCCUAAGGACACUCGAAAGCCUGUCUUGGCCACCGUCAAAAACGUCGAGCGCAGACCCUUUAGGCGUUUCGCUUCAUAUCGCACGUCUCAGCCCUUUCGGGGAACCCGGCCCGGGGGACGAGGCCGUGACUUCCCAGCAUUUGACUUCCGCUCCACCAGAGGAGGCUGGAAUAGACGUUUCCCCAGUAGAGGCCCACGGCUGGCUAGUCAACUUCGACAAAAGCCAUCUACAACCAACCCAACGCCUGCAGCAUCUAGGGGCAAUGUUAGACACACUGCAAGCGACUGUAUUCCUGUCCCCAGAUCGCAUCACCGCUAUCACAGACAUCGCAAGGUCUCUGAUGCACAAAUCUUCUGCAGAUGUCAUGCUUCUAGCCAGGGCUCUCGGAAUGUUGGUAUCCACCAUCCAUAUUGUGCCAUGGGCUCGGGCACAUACGUGCCAGCUACAGUGGGCCCUGUUGCCAUUCCAACACGACAUUGCCAACUCAAACCAUCGAGCAAUCCCCCUGAGUCCCACACUGCGCUUGUCUUUCCGCUGGUGGACAAGGGUACAACAUCUCACCCAAGGCACUCCGUUCAGAGAACCCCACCGGACUGUCAUUACCACCGAUGCCAGUCUCCUGGGUUGGGGAGCCCACUGCAACUCCCAGUUCGUUCAGGGAGUUUGGAACACAGCAGAACAAACUCAAAACAUCAACUGGCUGGAACGAAAGGCUGUCCACUUAGCUCUGCUUCAUUUUCAGUCUCUCUUCCACUUGGACCAUAUCCUCAUUCGAACAGACAACACGUGUGCCAAAUCUCAUUUAAACAGACAGGGAGGCACCAGGUCCAGACCUCUACAGAGCCUAGCUUCCAUCAUAUUCGACUGGGCAGAACAACAUCUGCAAUCCCUCAAAGCAGAACAUCUCAGAGGAAUUUGGAAUUUCACAGCAGACUGGCUCAGCAGACAACAAGUCUUUCCGGGAGAAUGGAAACUUCAUCCGACUGUGUUCCAUCUUCUCCAGCGUCGAUUCGGUCCCUUCUCAGUCGACCUCUUUGCUUCCAGUCGCAAUUGCCAGCUACUUCGCUCGAUACCUGGACACGACAGCGGAAGCGGUGGAUGCUCUGUCAUUGCCGUGGCCAGAGGGACUAUUAUACGCCUUCCCUCCAAUACCACUAUUAGCCAAAACCU
Molecule: messenger RNA, 4123 nt
Organism: Rhineura floridana
Lineage: Eukaryota; Metazoa; Chordata; Lepidosauria; Squamata; Rhineuridae
Exons: 2
Coding region: 1568-4114 (848 amino acids)
Source: RefSeq, a predicted model, not a curated record